AUGGCCGGGAUUAACGGGACAACCGGGAUUAACGGGAUGGCCGGGACUAACGGGAUAGCCGGGACUAACGGGACAGCCGGGACUAACGGGAUAGCCGGGAUUAACGGGACACCAAAGACGCCCGGGACAGCCGGGACCAACCGGACCCCUGGAACCAUCGCGACCCCCGAGACACUCGCGACCUCCGCACCCGCGUGUGCCCGAGACCCCCAAGACUCCCGCGCCCCCUGCUCCGCACGCCCGCGGCUCCGUGACCCCCCCGCUCCGCACUCCGGCCCGAGCGUGCCCGUCCCCGGAGAAGGAAGUGAGUUCCUCCUGCAGCCUUCAAAACGCCAGAAAACGGUGUUGGGAGCCGAGCUGGCCGAGUGUGAGCCGCUGGCUGCCAGAUGCUGCUUCCCCCGGGUAAACAGGCUGCCAGAUGCUGCUUCCCGGCUGCCAGAUGCUUCUUCCCCCACGGCCGGGACGGCGGCGGCUGUGGGGAGCAGGGGAGCGAUCCAGGCCCCCGAGCUGGUGUUGAGUGGCCUCUCCCUGAGCCUGGGAAAGAAGAGGAUCCAGAGGUAUCCCUGGGAGGGGGAAGGACGGGAGCCCCUGCCUCCUCCAUCCCUCGCUCCCUUCCCGGCGGUGGGAGGAGGUGCCACCGGGGGUGGUGGCCCCGUGUCACCGGGGGCGGUGUCCCCGAGGGUGGUGUCACCGGGGGUGGUGGCCCCGAGGGUGGUGUCACCGAGGGUGGUGUCCCCGGGGGCGCUGUCCCCGGGGCCGCUGGCUCGCUGGCUGGCGCGGCGCUCUGUAACCCCCGUGCCCUGUCCCGUUCCGCAGCAGCGGCCCGGGAUGCCCCCCGGCGGCAGGAUGCCCAUGGCGGGGCUGCAGGUGGGACCCCCGGGCGCGCCCCCGUUCGGAGCCGCCUCCCCGCUGCGGCCCGGCCUGCCCCAGGCCAUGAUGGACCCCUUCAGGAAGCGCCUGCUGACCCCCCAGGCACAGCCGGCCAUGGCCGCCCCCCGGAGAGGGGUGAAGAGGAGGAAGAUGGCUGAUAAGGUGUUGCCACAGAGGAUCCGGGAGCUGGUCCCAGAGUCCCAGGCCUACAUGGACCUGCUGGCCUUCGAGCGCAAGCUGGACCAGACCAUUGCCAGGAAGAGGAUGGAGAUCCAGGAGGCCAUCAAGAAACCCCUGACGCAAAAGAGGAAGCUCAGGAUUUACAUCUCCAACACCUUCACCCCGGCCAAGGAGGAGGGAGAGGGGGGAGAGCGUGUGGCCUCCUGGGAGCUCCGUGUGGAGGGGAAACUGCUGGAGGAUCCCAGCAAGCAGAAGAGGAAGUUCUCCUCCUUCUUCAAGAGCCUGGUGAUCGAGCUGGACAAGGAGCUGUACGGGCCAGACAAUCACCUGGUGGAGUGGCACCGGAUGCCCACCACCCAGGAGACCGACGGCUUCCAGGUGAAGCGUCCCGGGGAUGUCAAUGUCAAGUGCACCCUGCUGCUCAUGCUGGACCACCAGCCCCCCCAGUACAGGCUGGACCCGCGGCUGGCCCGGCUGCUGGGGGUGCACACCCAGACCAGGGCCAGCAUCAUGCAGGCCCUGUGGCUCUACAUCAAACACAACAAACUGCAGGACAGCCACGAGAAGGAGUUCAUCAACUGCAACCGCUACUUCCGCCAGAUCUUCAACUGUGUGCGCAUGCGCUUCUCUGAGAUCCCCAUGAAGCUGGCGGGGCUCCUGCAGCACCCAGACCCCAUCAUCAUCAACCACACCAUCAGCGUGGACCCCAAUGACCAGAAGAAGACAGCCUGCUACGACAUCGACGUGGAGGUGGACGAUCCCCUCAAAGCCCAGAUGAGCAAUUUCCUGGCCUCCACCACCAACCAGCAGGAAAUCGCCUCCCUGGAUGCCAAGAUCCACGAGACCAUCGAGUCCAUCAACCAGCUGAAGACACAGAGGGACUUCAUGCUGAGCUUCAGCAACAACCCCCAGGAUUUCAUCCAGGAAUGGAUCAAAUCCCAGAGGAGGGACCUCAAGAUCAUCACGGACGUGAUCGGGAACCCCGAGGAGGAGCGGCGCGCCGAGUUCUACCAGCAGCCCUGGGCGCAGGAGGCCGUGGGCAGACACAUCUUUGCCAAGGUCCAGCAGCGCCGGCAGGAACUGGAACAAGUGCUCGGGAUCCGCCUCACCUAAGGCGGGCGGGGCCGCUCCCGCCGCCCGAGCCGGACGGUACCGACUGGAAGCCACAGCACUUGCACAAACCCGAUGUGCCUGCGGGGGUGGGAGCCCCCCGCCCCCCGGGGC
Ficedula albicollis (Collared flycatcher) is the source of this 2274-nucleotide messenger RNA. RefSeq names its product SWI/SNF related, matrix associated, actin dependent regulator of chromatin, subfamily d, member 2 (gene SMARCD2). The coding region runs from base 1 to 2163 and encodes 720 amino acids. The record is from RefSeq and is a predicted model, not a curated record. Gene Ontology annotation, biological process: regulation of transcription by RNA polymerase II. Lineage: Eukaryota; Metazoa; Chordata; Aves; Passeriformes; Muscicapidae. Gene Ontology annotation, cellular component: SWI/SNF complex; nucleus. The transcript is spliced from 17 exons.